ACUUUUAUUUUGCUUAACAUUUUGAUAAUUAUUAGUUAAUAUUCCAUUUUCAUUAGUACGAUCUAUUUUAGUCAUUUAAGAAAGUACUUAAGAUUUCUAUAUUACUCGUUUGUUACUCAUUAAAGGUAGAGGGUGCUUCGGAAGUUUUAUCAGACUAGCUAGCACGAGAAAGAGAAGAGGAAAUUCUUUGGAUUUAAUUAAGAGCUUUUAUCUGUUUUACUCUGGUUUUUUUAUACGUGGAUGUUUUUAGUCCAGCCUGAUACUUGUUCAAAAUAUAUAAUUUACUGAUAAUCUCCCGAAGACCGCGAGUGAGAUUGGCGAUUGAUUGUAUUAAACAGCUUAGUUUCCAAAUAUUUUUGAUAUUCCAAUGUCGUGAAGAAGAGAGUCUGCUAAGUUUAAAUACCUAUGGAGACCGGUGCAAGCAGUGAGAACAAUGGCUAUGAAGUAAUCAAGAAUGGUUCAUGGUUUAUCCAAUUUCGUAAUGGCUACAAUCCAUGGAUGGCUAGAUAUGUGUAUGGUCUAAUGUUCCUCUUGGUGAAUCUGCUGGCUUGGGUUGUCCGUGAUUAUGGCCGAGGUGCCUUGACAGAGAUGAAAAAAUUUAAGAAUUGUAAAGAUGGGCUAAACUGUUUAGGGACUGAAGGAGUUUUACGGGUUAGCUUGGGAUGUUUUCUAUUUUAUUUCAUUAUGUUUCUCUCAACCGUCGCUACGUCAAAGACGCAUUCAUCAAGAGAUAAAUGGCAUUCAGGAUGGUGGUUUGCUAAGCUUCUAAUGUGGCCUGGAUUAAUCAUAUUCCCUUUCUUGCUGCCUUCUUCUAUCAUUGACCUUUACGGGGAGAUUGCACAUUUUGGUGCAGGGGUCUUUCUCUUGAUACAGCUUAUUAGUAUCAUCAGUUUCAUUACAUGGCUCAAUGAAUUUUUCCUAUCCCAAAAAGACGCAGAGAGAUGCCAUGUCCAUGUGAUGCUACUAGCAACUAUUGCGUAUACCUUAUGCAUAUUAGGUGUGAUUUUGAUGUACAUAUGGUAUGUGCCUGAUCCAUCAUGCCUUCUCAACAUAUUUUUCAUCACAUGGACUUUGUUCCUAAUCCAACUCAUGGCAAGUAUCUCUCUACAUCCCAAAAUAAAUGCUGGAUUCUUGACUCCCUCGCUUAUGGGGCUUUAUGUUGUUUUCAUCUGCUGGUGCGCCAUUAGAAGUGAGCCAGUAGGAGAAAUUUGCAACAGAAAUGCUGAAUCUUCUAGCAGAACGGACUGGCUUACCAUCAUAAGCUUUGUGGUUGCACUGCUUGCGAUGGUAAUCGCGACAUUCUCCACGGGAGUAGAUUCACAAUGCUUUCAGUUUAGAAAAGAUGAGAACCAAGAAGAAGACGCGAUUCCUUACGGAUACGGAUUCUUCCAUUUUGUGUUUGCUACGGGAGCAAUGUACUUUGCAAUGCUACUUAUUGGUUGGAAUAUUCAUCAUUCCAUGAAAAGGUGGACUAUUGACGUUGGGUGGACAAGUACUUGGGUUAGGAUAGUAAACGAAUGGCUUGCGGUUUGCAUUUACAUUUGGAUGUUGGUGGCUCCAAUGGUACUGAAGAACAGACAAAUAACAUAAGAGCUACUUGUCACCUCUCUGUAUUAUGAAAACCAGACAGAUGUUUUCACCAUCAGUUUGGAUCUGACCAGAAAAAUAGAUAGAAUAUUAUGAUUGGGAAUUGUGUUAAAUCAUAUGUUUGUAUUUGUGUAGGAUACAAACUAUUGAUUAAUAUUAAGUUAUUAACUGUGACCCUCAUGGGGGUUUUCUAUUAUACAUCUUUAUUUAUACACAAAGUUCAAUGAUAUUCAAAAUUUCACUUUUUUAGAGUUUUUCUUG
Brassica oleracea var. oleracea is the source of this 1848-nucleotide messenger RNA. Its product is annotated as probable serine incorporator. NCBI's taxonomy places the organism in Eukaryota, Viridiplantae, Streptophyta, Magnoliopsida, Brassicales, Brassicaceae. Bases 406 to 1590 code for a protein of 394 amino acids. The record is from RefSeq and is a predicted model, not a curated record. Gene Ontology annotation, cellular component: membrane. The transcript is spliced from 13 exons.